AUGUACAAGGGCACGAGUAAAGGUCUUACCUCUUGUAUACUGGAUAUGGGGUCGUACAAACCGAACUCGAAGAUAUACCUCAGCGCGCUGACCCACCUCAACCUUGAGCCGCACCAGUGUGCGAUGGUCGCCGCGCAUAUCCACGACCGGCGUGCCUCGGCGACCCACGGGAUGAAGACCAUGUUCGUGCAUCAACCGCGCGAGCACAACGCGCCGAACGACGUAAAAUCUAAUAGCUCGGGCGGGGAGGUCGACGUGUACGUCGAGUCGUUCGUCGAUAUCGCCAACCUGUUGGCGGAGGCGAAGGGCGCGACCGCGUGA
Postia placenta MAD-698-R-SB12 is the source of this 321-nucleotide messenger RNA. RefSeq lists its product as hypothetical. The record is from RefSeq and is a predicted model, not a curated record. Lineage: Eukaryota; Fungi; Basidiomycota; Agaricomycetes; Polyporales; Adustoporiaceae. The transcript has 2 exons. The coding region runs from base 1 to 321 and encodes 106 amino acids.